GUGGUGGAGGGAAGUGCCAUCAGCAGCGCCGGGAGCACCACGCUGAUCCCAGCUGCGGUCGAGCAGAUGUGGACAUCUCUCGGCCUAGCACCGGUCGGCCAGGGGCUGCGGAAGGUAACCGAAAUCUACUUGAAGGGCGUCCGGAAGGCUCUGGCUCUGGAGCCCUAUAUCCCCAAGGUGCUUCCACUCCGCUGCUCGGCUCUGCGACGUCUUGCCUCGGCGUGUGCAGUUUUCGCCUCGCUUUGGCUUCUCAUGGCGGCUGCCAGCACAGACCUUCUCGGCGCCAUGGCGGCCGGUAAG
Molecule: messenger RNA, 300 nt
Organism: Symbiodinium sp. CCMP2456
Lineage: Eukaryota; Dinophyceae; Suessiales; Symbiodiniaceae
Source: the annotation of a GenBank genome assembly